GGUUUUCACAAAUAUACACCAAAAUGGCUUGCUUGGUAACAGUACCUUGACUGACUGGAGUUGAAAAAGAAAGGGGGAAGGUAUCGAUAUGAAUUCUAGAAAACCCUCGAAAGCCGUGGAUAGCAGUUUUGCUCAAGUAAAAAACUAUGAGUUGAUGUGUGUUGAAAACCCACCAAAGGGAGGAGUACCUAAUGAAGAGCGCAUCAGGAUUGCCUUUGCAGUUCUGGAUGACCUGGUUCCUAAGCUUGGGGUGUAUACUAGAAUCUUCACAAAAAUCAAGGAUGAUUUGUUCGAUGCUGUAUACAGUGAGGAUCUGACCACACAUACAGAUGGCUCUGUGAUGAAGAUCCCAUACUUUACCUUGAUGAAGAGGAUAUUCGAUGAAAGGGAUGACAAGCAAGAUCUAUUGUCAGACCAGCUGAAUGAGGUGAAGCGCAGGUUGUUUGAUAAGCACAAGCAAUUUGAGGAAUCCAAGCAGAAGAUCGCCCAGCUGGAGGAGACCAUUGAAGAACUGAAUCACAAAAUGGAAGGUCUAGAAGAAGAUAUCUCAGAAAAGGGAAUGGAUAUUGUCAGGAUUGAGGAGGAAUUGAAGGAGGAGAGGGAGAGGUCAGAAGAAAUGGAGCAAAGGUUAGAGGGGAACAUCAAUGACCUUCAGGACUCACUUGAUGAGGCACAUCAGGAAAUCGAAAAUUUAUCUCGAUACAAGAAAGGAUAUGAUGAUUUAUACUAUGCCUUCCUUGAGACUGGUGAAUCUUCAGAUACUCCUGAACGAAAGAUCAAACCUGUCAUAUCAACAAAAAGGGCGAACUUGAUGAACAACAUAGAGUCAGCGCAGAAGUUGGAGGACCAGAUCAUGAGUGUAAUGAACACAGCAGUAGAAGAAUUUGAUAAAUUCAUGGAGGAGCACAAAUCAGAAUUGAUGAAGAUUGAGGACCGAGAUGAUCUGACAGAUGCAGAAUAUGAGGUUCAGGAGAUGGACAUAGAACAAGCUGACCAAGAGCUUGAAGCAGUGCAAGAGCGCUUCAAAUUCAAUGUUGGGGACAUAAGCAAUGAACUUGCACUUCUGAAAGAGCACUGUAAGAUGCUGAUGAAACAGCUAGAAAUUUUAGAACAGAACAAACCCACAGUUACGAGGAGGAAAGGUACAGGCAAAAUGGCAGAUCCAGCAGGCCUCAAUAAGUCAGAUAUUGUAUUAGACCCCGACUCCAUUCUUUCUGCUGGUUUGAAUGAAGACAAUGAUGAUGAUGAGGGGCCAGAUGCUGACCCUUUUAUCCCCCAAGAGAGAGUCUUCAGUAAAUACGCUGCUAUGUUGUACACUUCAAACAACCAAGGACGCUCAUUUGAAGAAUUUAAAGAUGCCAAAUUUUGCCCAAGUUGUGGAGAAAAGACUGUGGUUUGUCCCCACAAACUGCCAGGAAGUGACAAGGUCAUUAUUCUCCCCCAUAACUGUACCCACAUCAAGAUUACCAGACCCAAGGUGCGCAUCAACAAGGAACUGAUAGAUGAGAUAAUGAAACCCAUGACUCCUGAUUAUUCCCUGGACAUGCCGUCCACCGCUGGAACCUACACCCGUCAGCUGGACAGUCUCCCCAUUGGCCACACCCCCGCCACCUCCAGGGAGAGUCCCAGUCUUGUAGGCAGUGAGGCUCACAUGCCUCACACAAUGCACAGGAUGUUUGAUGACUACAAGGAUCGGGCCGGAGAUCUAGAGAGAAAGAUUCCGAGGACACUGAGUAUUGGAAGAACAUUGUCACAGAUUGAACAGUUCUGGGCCUACAUGUUGGAGGGAGAUAAAAUUGUGGAAGAAAAAGACUUUGAAUAUUCUGUAUUGGACCGUUUAUACUUAUUCAUGCAAGAGAGAUACCUGAUUGAUGACAUAAUGUACCUGUGUACACAUGAUCUCCUGGCAGCCAUAGCGGAAUACUCCUCAAUGAAUAAGACCAUCCAGGUUUUUGGCAAUAUUCUGAGUGGAAACUUGGACGGAGCCUGCUUUCGGUACAUGUUGCUGAUGUGUGACUUCAUUAUAGCAGUGGAAUGGAAGGAGGUGGAGGACUUCAGGGCAUUCGCUCAUGUUGUGUAUCCAUUCAUGGGGGAGGAUGAUCUAGAAACCCUGCAUAUGAGUUACACGUCGUUCAGUGAAAAUAAAAUUUCACCUCAGCUAGUGUGCCAGUUCGUCAUGCAUUUAAUCCUCAAGUAUCGAGAACCAUGCUUCCAAGAGAUGGAGCAUAAGAUAAUUCCAGUGCAAGGAGGUCAGCCCCCAUCUCAGGGAAUGAACUGGAAAGAGUUCAACACAUCACUAGACGAGAUUGUCACCACAUCCUCAGAGAAGCUGAGGAAGAAACUGUACAUAGAGGCAGAGGUGGCAGCGAGGAUUGAUGGCUACAGGGAGACAGUGCCUCUGUUGAGGCUCUCUCAGAUUGCAGGAUAUCUGAAUUUAGACUCCAUAGCAAAAUCGGUGAAAGAGAACAUUGCCCGUAAGGUUGUGGAGUGGAGAGAACGACCAAGCAGUUCAGGAUCCGGUAAAGGAGCUCCACAUCAUGAGGGUCAGCUUGUUGUUUCCGAUGAAAAACUCAUAACAAUGGCUAAUGUUAAACUGCUGGCUAACAAUGUUAACAGGAGAGCUCGGAUCAGGAGGGAGAGAUGGGACAAUCAGGAUGAUGACUGGCCCUACUACUCCACAACUUAAGAAUAAAAUCCUUAUGCGAAUCCUUGUUGAUUGUUUUGUAUAUAAAGUGUGAACACACGAUUAUCAGUUGAAAUGAUAAUUCACUGGACAACCUGGACCAGUCCAAUUUUAAGACAAUUUAAAAGUUGCCGAGAGUGGAAAACAUGGCGACUUGAAAGCUGGUUUCUCUUCCCUCCGAGUCUGUUUAAUGUACAUGAAUGUAUUCAAUAUGCCUAUUAUGUGAUAUUAAUUGUUGGUCAUUAUUUUGUACAUUGAAAGUUUGUACACAAAAAUAAAUGUAACUUUCAAAAAUC
Messenger RNA from Ostrea edulis (European flat oyster), 2979 nucleotides. RefSeq lists its product as uncharacterized. Lineage: Eukaryota; Metazoa; Mollusca; Bivalvia; Ostreida; Ostreidae. The record is from RefSeq and is a predicted model, not a curated record. The transcript has 23 exons. The coding region runs from base 89 to 2686 and encodes 865 amino acids.